Molecule: messenger RNA, 3921 nt
Organism: Zingiber officinale
Lineage: Eukaryota; Viridiplantae; Streptophyta; Magnoliopsida; Zingiberales; Zingiberaceae
Product: protein transport protein Sec24-like At4g32640
Exons: 24
Coding region: 124-3546 (1140 amino acids)
Biological process (GO): intracellular protein transport; COPII-coated vesicle cargo loading; endoplasmic reticulum to Golgi vesicle-mediated transport
Cellular component (GO): endoplasmic reticulum exit site; COPII vesicle coat
Molecular function (GO): SNARE binding; zinc ion binding
Source: RefSeq, a predicted model, not a curated record
UGUCCAUCUCACUUGAUCCCCUCCCCGGAGUCUCCCAGAUCCCGAUCUGCCGUCUCUCUUCCACUCUAGAGCACCACGCCUCCGCCGUCUCUUCUCCCCCACCCAUUAUCCUAACCCUAAAUCAUGGAGUCGCCCUUCGUGUCGGGGCCUUCCGGCCUGAGGCCGGGCUCCUCCCCCUCCGCCAACCCCAACGUUGUCGCCGCCGCCGCCGCCGCCGCCACCCAGUUCGCAGGGCCACUGAUGCCUUUUCCCGCACCGAGCGCCUCCGUGCCGCCUCCGUUUUCCGCUCCUCCCCCAGCGUCCUCCCACCGGGGGCCUCCUCCAGCCUUAGCGUCUCGACCGCCGCCAUCAGAGGCUUUUGCGCCUGCGAUCGCGGACAGCAACGGGCAUUCGUUUGACAACCUGGAUGCGCCUCGGAUUUCCCAAACCACUCCGGCGCAGCGAACUCCGCCAGAGAACGCCCCGACGUUGGCCACGGCGCCUCCUUCUGUCGCCCUUCCUCGUGCUCAUUCGAUUGGAAGGAGCACGAAUGCAGCUGCCGCGCCUGUGUCUGCGCCGUUGUCGCUUCCGUUUGCUAGGCCACAGACUUUGCAGACGCCCUUAUCUGGGCCGCGGCCGACGCAGCUACCUUUUGCUAGACCGCCACCAUCGCAGCGACCCAUUUCCGUACCGCCGACCUCGCAGCCCCCUCUUUCCCGGCCAUCUAUUCCUCAACAGCCUGCCGCAGGACCGCCGACCUCACAGUCAUUUGGAGGAUCGUCGAGUUUGCAGCCCUUCAGUGCGUCGUCGACCUUGCAGCCGCCCUUAGCUGGAAUCCCGCCUUCACAGACCACCUUUGCCCGGUCGACCGUGCAGCCGCCUUUAGCUGGAAUCCUGCCUUCACAACUCACCUUAGUCGGGCCGACAGCAUCACAACCAACCUUCGCCGGAUCAUCAACCUCGCAACCACUUGGUAGGCCACCGAUCCCACAGCCGUACAUGGGAAUCCCAACCUCUCAGCCAUAUGCUGGAAGGCCUUCUUCGCCACUGUAUGAAGGUCCAUUACCUACACGGCCAUUCUCAGGGCCUCCGACCACAGGUGCUCCUUUUGAGGCGCCAGGUUGGUCAUCACAACCACAGGAGAUGGCUGCUUCCGUGCCUGGUUUUGGUCAAACACCUCCUAGAAUGUUCAGCAUGCCACCUCGUGCACCAGGCCAAACUCUACCUUCUGUUCCUUCUGCUAUGGGGCACUUAUCUCUUGCAGGCUCACGAGUAUCAAUGUUACAAAAGAUCAAUCCUAACCAAGUUCCACGACCCCUGCCUAGUUCAUCAAUCAUAUACUAUGAGACUCGACAAGGAAAUCAAGCAAACUUUCCUCCGCCUGCCAAUAGCAAUUUUAUUGCUAAUGACACUGGUAAUUGCAGUCCUCGUUUAAUGAGGUGCACCAUGAACAAGAUACCAUGCACGGGAGAUCUUCUAUCUACAUCUAGCAUGCCUUUAGCUUUACUAGUUCAACCAUUGGCACUACCGCAUCCAUCUGAGGAGCCUAUUGAAAUUGUGGACUUUGGUGAAAAUGGGCCUAUCCGGUGUUCGGGGUGCGGGGGUUACAUAAACCCUUUUUUUAAAUUUAUUGACCAUGGGGAAAAGUUCAUCUGCAACUUAUGUGGUUCUACCAAUGUCACGCCACAGGACUACUAUUCUAAUCUUGGGCAAAAUGGAAGGAGACACGAUGCUGACAAAAGGCCUGAACUGUGUAGAGGAACAGUUGAAUUUGUUGCUACUAGGCAAUAUAUGGUCCGUGAUCCCAUGCCUGCUGUCUUUUUCUUCCUUGUCGAUGUUUCAGUGAAUGCUGUACAAACAGGUGCAACUGCUGCAGCUUGUAGUGCAAUUAGUCAGUCUCUUGCUAAUCUUCCUGAUGGCCCUCGAACAAUGGUUGGUAUUGCCACUUUUGAUUGCACUGUUCAUUUCUACAAUUUAACGAGAUCCUCACAACAGCCUCUAAUGCUCAUUGUUCCCGACAUAGAUGAUGUUUAUACACCUCUCCACAUGGAUAUAAUUGUGCAGCUUACUGAGUGCCGCCAAAGUUUAGAACAGUUGCUAGAGAACAUUCCAGGGAUGUUUGGCAGCAACAAAAUUGCUGGAUCUGCAUUUGGUGCCGCUAUCAAGGCUGGGUUUCUGGCUCUGAAACCAACAGGGGGAAAACUACUUGUAUUUCAAUCAGUCCUGCCAUCAGUUGGUAUCGGGUCUCUUUCUUCCAGAGAAGCUGAAGGAAGAACCAAUGUCCCUGCUAGUGACAAGAAGGCUCAUAAGUUACUUCAGCCAGCAGACAAGACACUUAAAACCAUGGCCAUAGAGUUUGCUGAGCACCAGGUGUGUGUGGAUAUAUUUGUCACUACCCAGACUUUUGUUGACAUUGCUUCCAUUUCUAUUAUUCCAAGAACUACAGGAGGGCAGGUCUAUUAUUAUUAUCCAUUUUCUGCUCUUUCCGAUCCGGGUAAACUCUACAAUGAUCUUAAAUGGAACAUUAGUAGACCGCAAGGUUUUGAAGCAGUGAUGCGUGUUAGAUGUAGCCGGGGUCUUGAAGUUCAAGAAUACUCUGGAAAUUUUUGCAAAAGUGUUCCCAGUGAUAUUGAUCUUCCUGGUAUUGACAGUGACAAAACCAUAAUGGUCACAUUUAAACAUGAGGGCAAGCUCCAGGUGAAUUCAGAAUGUACAUUUCAGUGUGCACUUCUUUAUACCACUGUGUAUGGGCAACGAAGGAUUCGAGUUAUUAAUCUGUCCCUUACUUGCACUGAUAAUAUCAGCAGUUUGUGCCAAUCCGCUGAUUUGGAUGCUCAAUUUACUUGUUUGCUCAAGCAAGCUGCAAGCAGCAUCCCUAUGAGCCCUCUUUCUCAAGUAAGGCAGCAAAUCACUGAUCUCUGUAUCAACAUCCUACAUUCCCACAGAAAAUAUUGUGCAACAGUAUCAUCAUUCAGACAAUCUCCAGAGACCCUCGAACUAUUGCCUCUAUAUACUCUAGCUUUGUCUAAAAGCGUUGGUUUGCGGAACGAUGGAAGUGUCGAUGAUCGAUCAUAUUGGGUCAGCCGUGUUGCAUCUCUUUCUGUACCAUUAGCUAUCCCAUUAGUAUAUCCUAGGAUGAUAUCACUUCAUGAUCUUGCUACCAAGGAAGAGAAUGGGUCCCUUUUAGCAUCUACUAUUUUUCUCUCUAGUGAGCACAUAAAAGAUGAUGGGAUUUAUCUUCUUGAAAAUGGUGAAGAUGGUUUAAUUUAUAUCGGAAACAUGGCCAACCAAGACACUCUUCAACAGCUAUUUGGAGUUUCUUCUGUGGAAGGGCUUCCAUCUCAGCUUGCAUUGCAACAAUUUGACAAUCCUCUGUCAAAGAAACUUAAUGAUGUACUUAAUGAGAUAAGACAACAAAGAUGCUCGUAUCUACGUUUAUGGGUUUGCCGAAAGGGAGCUCCUUCAGGCUUGCAAUUCCUUUCAUAUAUGGUUGACGACAAAACCCCUGGUGAACUCUCCUACGUUGAGUUCUUUAUGCAUGUGCAGCAGCAAAUCAAAACAUUUUAAACAAAAAUGUUUUGAUCCGAAUGUGUGCUUAUUCAAAAACAAUUUUGGUUAUUGGCAUUUUUUUUUUCUGGCACCAAAUUUACUGAGAGACAAGAACAAGAGGAGCAUCAAAUGUUUCUCGGUGCUCAUGCUGAGUUCCGUCAGGUGAGCGGCCACAAUGGCCACAAUUGCUGAUUCGAAUGUUUUCAACUUUGUUAGUAAUGACACCUGACGUGCAGAAUGAGUUUUUUUUUAGAUUGUGAACAAGAUGAUUGGUAAAAAUUCAUGUACCAUUUGAUUUUAAUGUCCAUAUACAGGACUAUUAUUUCAAAACAAGUCACCGCAAUGAUAAAAUGUUCCUUGCAAUAUUAGAGAAUGGCUUAUUCUAUUUGACUA